Messenger RNA from Penicillium cataractarum, 1335 nucleotides. Its product is annotated as putative MFS transporter. The coding region runs from base 1 to 1335 and encodes 444 amino acids. Gene Ontology annotation, biological process: transmembrane transport. Lineage: Eukaryota; Fungi; Ascomycota; Eurotiomycetes; Eurotiales; Aspergillaceae. The record is from RefSeq and is a predicted model, not a curated record. The transcript has a single exon. Gene Ontology annotation, molecular function: transmembrane transporter activity.
AUGGUCACCGCCGUUCUGCCUACCGUCACGGGCAGGGUGUUGCGAGAUCAGGCUUGCCGGGCGUCGGUCUCGUCAGAGUUGACUAUUACCCCUGCGCGGUUAAAUGGCCAGCAGAACGGUUACCACACUGAUGGUGGUGCCUCCCGUGCAUCGCCGUCAGCGAGACUGUCGGGUUUUGUUGGAUUGUUUGCUGGUUGUGGUGCUCUCGUUUCCCUCGGUGCUUUCCUGCCUCUUCCGGCCCGAUUUGAGAAGCUUGGACUUUCUCCCGCGGAGGCAAUUCAACGCAGUUAUUACUUGGUUGCUGCUGUUGCGAUUAUCAUCAGCCUGGUUAGCUUCAUCGGUCUUCGUAACCUGCCCGAUGAGGAAGGGAAAGGAUGGCAGGCAUUAUGGAAUUCUCAACAUACGGAUGAUCUUGAUGAGAAUGACGAGACUUUCUACGGACCAGAAAGACUUCCAUACUGGAAACAACUGACCACCGCGGUGCUUUUAGGUUUCCGGAAUCGCAGUAUCGGCCUGGGAUACGUGGGAGGAUUCGUUGCCCGUGCGUCCUCGGUGGGAAUUUCAUUAUUCAUCCCUCUCGCCGUGAACCACUAUUACCGUGCUUCAGGUCUUUGCGACGAAGAUCACGAGCCAAUGCCUAACUCCGGACUUGGGGAUAUCAAGAAGGCGUGCCCGCGCGCUUAUAUCCUGGCUUCCAUUCUCACAGGAGUGUCUCAGCUGAUUGCUCUCAUAGCCGCGCCAGCAUUCGGCUACCUGACCGACAAGUCUCGGCGGUAUAACGUGCCCCUCCUGUUUGCCGCCUUGGUCGGCGUGGUGGGCUAUCUCGCAUUCGGGCUACUACCCAACCCACAAUUCAAGGGCCCCGAUGGCAACGCAGGCGUCUUCAUCGUGAUGGCCCUAUUGGGGAUCAGCCAGAUCGGCGCCAUCGUCUGCAGUCUCGCCGUGCUCAGCAACGGGAUUCUCCAGGUCGGUGUUGACGACGACGCGCUACGCAAAAUCUGCCCCGGACAGCAUGUCGAUCACGAGCGGACGAAUGGUGGAGAAGGCGAGAACCAGUCCCUUCUGGCCCACCCUGUCAACCACCGAGUGCAGCAGCUGUCACACUUGAAGGGCUCCAUUGCCGGGGUGUACUCGCUGUACGGCGGGGCGGGAAUCCUGAUUCUCACCAAAGUAGGUGGAUUACUCUUUGACAUGUUGUCCUCGGGGACACCAUUCUUUAUUAUGGCUUCGUUUAAUGGGAUUUUACUUGUAACGGGGAUUGUUUGUGGGAUUUUGAAUCAUGUCGCACGAUCAAAGGGAGUCGGGUUAGGUUUUCAAGGUUCAUUUAGAGGAUAA